AGCCGGAUACUGCAGUAAAGAUCAUUAUUAUGACUAUUUCCGGGUCAUAAAGUUUUGGGAAGUUCUGCAAGCCAUACGUAAUUUGAUCGGGAUAGCUUCACAACAGAGGGUCAAAGACUUAAUGACUUAGCCGUGGAUUAAGGAAGUUGUGCCAAAUAUGUCUGGUGAAGCAACAGAAACACGACUUCACUUCGAAGGAGUUCUCGACAAAGCUGGUAAAAGAUUCUUUGAGGGUUAUAGAAAGAGAUGGUUCACACUAGAUGGGCAGGAGUUGUCAUACUACAAGGCUGCUGAAAAAACAGAAGAAAACUACCUUGGUACCAUCGAUUUUGGUCAGGUCAAGGCAGUUAAUCCAGUAAAAUUGGUCAACAAUGGCUUUCAGAUUUUAACCAAGAAUAGGACUUAUACAUUUUCCGCUCCAACGCCCGAGCUGCUCACUGACUGGGUGAGUGUACUGAGGCAAGCCAUGCAGCUGAAAUCGUUUGAUAUGCGCAAGAACACUCUAAGCAGUCAAAGUUCCAUAGACUCGCAGUAUGAAGAGGUCACGAGCCGGCCAAAUAGAAGCUUCAGCGCUUGCAGCAGUGGCAGUAACUUGAGCUAUGACGAAGAUGAUUCCACUGAUGCCUUGUACUCUAGUGUUGGAGUUCCCGCUGGUGUCAGCAGCGUAAGUCAGGGGGGAGAUGCGUAUAGCUUGGUUGGUGCAUCAACACUUCCCAAAGUUAAGAAAGAUGUAAAUGAUGGUGCAACGUACGAGUUAGUUGGAUCGAGGCCACCAUCAAAGUCCGCCCCACCCACUUACGAAAUGGUCCAAGCCGCAAGGGGGUCCGAGCCCUCGAAAACCAUUAAUGAAAUCGCUCGUCAAAAACCAACCGAAAGUACAGAAUUGCGCGGUUCUCCGGCGGGAGAAGAGGACGGUAGCGAGCUUUAUGACGUGGUUCGAGCUCCGGGGGAUGUUGGACGACCAGGCACAAAGGUGACGGAUGACAAGCCUUCGAGUAAGGAGUGUGAAGAGGAAAAACAGAGUUCUAAUCCUGACGCUACUGCCCUUUACAGCCUCCCGAAAAUUAACAGAAAACAGAAGCCAUCAUCAAUACGAGGUCCUUCCAGUCUUUCCAUCAUUUCAGAAAGCCAAGAUCCUGGGGACGAGCUGGCCUCUCAGUCGCCCGUCGACGAAAAACCCCCACCACUCCCGUCACCCCCGGGGAAUGAGUCGUUCGCCAUCGAAGAGAUAAAACGACUGUUGGAAGAAGCAAAGAUGGAAGAAGGAGACAAUGAAGCUGAGUAUGAGAAAACGAAUGGACAAGAUUGUGAGGAGGACGUUUUCACAGAGAAGAAACGUUCCGCCUUUGAGCAGCUGAAGGAGAUUCUACAGAGGCUCGAUUCUACAGAGGCAGAGUGAAGAAAGAUUUCAAACAAUUUACACUGCCAAAUGUAUUAUUUCAUGUUCAAGCCCGAUAGUCACACAGAAAAGUGGGGACUUUCAGCUAUCUAUUUUGGCUCGAAAACAGGAACACAACUUUGUAGAUAUAAGAACAACUUUGUAGUCUGUUCAAAGGAAUUCGAGCAAAGAAAAACGGAGCAAGUAAAAGUAAAAUUGUAGGAAGACAUUUAUUUAGAACACCACUGAUUUUCGCUCGUCUCCACUUACCUCGGCCUGACAAAGGCUAUGGUUUAAUUCGAUUUCCCGCGCUUUUGGUCCGGGUAUCAUGUGUCCCAUUUUGAUUAGUUCAGUGUUGGCACGGAAGCUAUUGAGCUGAUUCGUUAAUUAAGUUUAUAGUCAAUCGAACCUUAAUCCUUGGGAGGGCUAUGUUGUGUAGUAGUGUCGAAGUCAUCUUUAUUGAGCAGCGAAUUUUAAGGCAUUUAGCAAAAUACCCCCGUAGAAACAGAGUCCUCAAAAUGAGCCUCUCUGUAAAACAGAGAGCAAUGAUUUACUAUAGUUUUAAUCGCACGCGUGGUUUUUUUUUUACAUCAAAUUCAAGACGCCGUCCCAAGUGGUGGGACAAUUUAAAGGUUUCUGCGCAAAAAAAAGGGGUGAUGAUGUGGUCAGAUAGAAGAUGAAAAAUGAUAGUAAUAUUUAGAUGGAUAAAUUACAUUGAGCUCAGAGCCUGUCCAGCAGGCCCAAGUUCAUGCUGAACAUCUAUGAUGCUGUCCUGAUCGUUUUACACCCUGGCAGAGCGUAGAAUUGCCAAGACAUCAGUGAACAUUUUUGGACGUUUUCAUUUUCAUUUUUAUAAGACAACGUUUUUUGCAAUUUUCAAAAUCAAACGUUUCUAUAGAAUACAACUAGUGAAACAGAGAAUAAGGCUACGUGAUAUAGACUUAUAUGAGCAGUUUCUCACAUAUUUUUUUUACAUAAGUUAAAAAAAAAAUUGAAGAAAAGGUUACUUAGCGAGCAGCACUUAAGACUGCGAAACAACGUCUAUCUACAGCAAGUUAGGCAUAGCUGUAUAUUUCAUUAUAGGUAUUUUAAUUUACCGGUAGCAUAUUUCCAUAUUUAAUAAAUGUAAGAUAUAGACGUUCUCGUAUUUUUAUAACCCUUUUUGAUGUAACAUAAUUUGUAUUCUAGUUUUGAUGGAUGUAACUUAAGCAUCGAGGCUUAUUUCUUGACCAAA
This is a messenger RNA of Stylophora pistillata, 2612 nucleotides long. RefSeq lists its product as uncharacterized. The record is from RefSeq and is a predicted model, not a curated record. NCBI's taxonomy places the organism in Eukaryota, Metazoa, Cnidaria, Anthozoa, Scleractinia, Pocilloporidae.